Messenger RNA from Dictyostelium discoideum AX4, 753 nucleotides. RefSeq lists its product as hypothetical. The record is from RefSeq and is a predicted model, not a curated record. NCBI's taxonomy places the organism in Eukaryota, Evosea, Eumycetozoa, Dictyosteliales, Dictyosteliaceae. Bases 1 to 753 code for a protein of 250 amino acids. The transcript has a single exon.
AUGAAACAAAUAAUUUCACCAUUACUUUUAAUAGUAUUAUUAUUAAUUAGUUUUUCAAAUGCAUAUCAAAAAUUAUAUGUAAAUUUCAUUCCAUUUGAAAGUGUACAAUGUAGUGGAAAUCCAUCAGGUAUUGGUUAUGGCGGUUUAAUUAAUACUUGUUUCACUUUUGAUAAUUCUAGAAAUUGGUUAUUUAAAUAUUUAGAACAAGAAAAUUCAAUAAGUUUUACUCAAUACUAUAACAAAGGAGGUGUAACAGAACUUUGUGAAAUUAAAUCAAUGAAAACUCGUACUGCUUUAAUUGGUGAAUGUGUCUCUGGUAAAGAUUUAGUAUUCAACUCAUUUUAUCAAUCAGUAAAUUAUGAUUCAUCAUCCUCCUCAUCAUCCUCAUCAUCAACACCAGAAAUUUAUUAUCUCAUUCAAAUUACCAAGGAUCAACCAUUCAUUGCACCAAGUUCAACUGUUGUAUCACAUAACUAUGGUGAUUGUACUGAUGGCGAUAGUGAUAUUAUAUAUUAUGAAACCUUUUCAAAUCAAACUCAAGUUUUUAUCCCAAUCUUUGGUACAGUUAGUGAAUUUUACUGUUUAAAUAAUACCCCAAUGGCAAUGACCUGUGAAAAUAAUGGAAGUAAUUGUACUAAUCCACAAGACCAAACUACGAUUUGUGAAGCCGUUUCUCCAUUCUUUAAUACUACUGCCUCUGAUAUGAGUUCAGGUGAUACAUUAUAUACAUUUAAUAAUUAUUGUAGUUAUUAA